This is a messenger RNA of Penaeus vannamei (Pacific white shrimp), 5003 nucleotides long. NCBI's taxonomy places the organism in Eukaryota, Metazoa, Arthropoda, Malacostraca, Decapoda, Penaeidae. The record is from RefSeq and is a predicted model, not a curated record.
AUGCGUGACGAGGCUGUAACGAAGUCCCAGCCAGGUGGAUCGAAGUCGGAGCAAGGGAUUCGGAUGCGUGACGAGGCUGUAACGAAGUCCCAGCCAGGUGGAUCGAAGUCGGAGCAAGGGAUUCGGAUGCGUGACGAGGCUGAAGUCCGUCACUCCGUCUCUAUCCGAAUUUCCGAUAAGCAGCCCAGAGGAGCGAAGCCCUCGGAGCCCUUUCCAUAUUUGGCACAAGGAACCUUCCGCCCUCAUUUGCGCCCUGGAAGGAAGGCUGUCACGAGGAGCCUGUCAAUGAAAGAGUUUGAUACAAAGCACGUCAGAUCUAAUCCCCUUGCCAGGCCGGUUCGAGCAGCUCCACGAGACGCCCCCCACGCCGCCAACCCCCCUCCGCCCGCCACCCCGCGCCGCCCGCCCAAGGCCAGCGCGUCCCCCCUGAGGCUGAGGUCGGCGUCGGUCAGCGGCGGCCAGGGGGCGUGUCCCUCGGCGCCGCAGGACAGGAAGCCGUCGGAGCGGUUCCUGGACACGAGGGAGGAGGUCAGGAAGCACCUGGGCGGCGGCCGGUCGGCGCGGGCGGAGGAGGCGGCGCCCAAGAACAGGUCGUUCCUGGCCGGCAUCGUGUCCCCGGCCUUCAUCGGGUCGCGGGGCCUGAGGUCGUCCUCCUCGUCGUCCUCUCCCAAGAAGAACCUCAAGAGGAUCGGGACGUCGGAGCUGAACCUCGCCGAGCGCGGGGCCGAGGACGAGGCCGACGCGCCCCUGCGCAGGGUGUCCGAUGGCAACGGCGUCGGCGGGAAGCCCAGCGUGGUGCGGAGGAUCCCCGUGUUCAAGUCGGUGGAAGGAGGACUCGACAACAGGCGGGAGGAGGGAGGGGGCGCCCUCGACGCCAACGGCGACCUGGGCGAGCACGACAGGAAGAAGGUCCUGGGCCACGCGCGCUCCAGGUCUCACGGGCACUUCAUCAUAACGAGAGACGUCGAAAAGGACGUGGGCGCGGGGGAAAAAAGCGGCGGAGUCAUUAAAGCCAAAGAAAACAUCUGGAACAAGGACGUCCUUGUGAGGGCCAUGCGACAGAAGAGCAGCGAGAACCUGUUCAACAACAGGGACUCCAGGAGUGACUACUCCUUCGAGGGCAAGCAGAAGCUCGUGGCCACAGUGGUGAAAAAUAUGCGAAACAAAGAAAAGCCAAACGUUCUGAGAAAGUUUAGUUUUACGUCGAAAACUGAAAAGGACUUAAAGAACAAGAAAGAGAAGGCAGUCAGCCCAGCUCGGAAGGACAAACAGCAGGUCCUGCCUGUCUCUUCGCCAGAUAAAAAGCCCAAGUGGAAAGACCGAGAACACAAGCCAGAUAAAACCUUCACAAGUGUGAAAAAGAUCGAGAUAAAAGCAGCAUAUCCCUCCCCGGAUGGGAAAACCUCGCCGACGUCUGUGAAUAUAGUGACCUCAGAUGCUGUGAUAGCGACCGCUGCUAUUGCGAAAGCAGUCGCGGACAUUGCAGCCUCAAAAGCUGAAAUGGGCGCAGCAGACAGCGGCGAAUCCGCCAGCCCCCCGCUGAGCAGCUCUUCGGCAGAGCCUCCGGCCCGACCCCCGAGGCGGCGCGCAGGGCUGGCACCCCGGAAGAAGGGCAGAGCGCCGUCCCCGCCGGGCCCGCCGGGGGAGGCGCCCCAAGCACACAAGCACGCUGUGUCCGAGGAUGAAGGGUCUCCUAGUCAACUCCCAGCCGAAGGCCGCAAGUCAGUCGACAUCCACGAAACGCGCGUGCUCGCGGAGAUCGAGCUGAGCGGUGGCAUUCAUCCCGAUGGCUUCAGAGACGCGCGUCUGCUGCCGACGGACAGACAUAAGUCCUCCGACUCCCUGACUGCAAGCAAGGUGUCUGACAGAUCGAGACAGAAUUCCCCAGUGACGGCCCCCGAUGCCUCCCCCGUGUGGGUCAAGAGAACGUCCGUGUCUAGUCUUGGGUCCAGCAGAGGGGCGUCCCCGGUGGAGGCUCCCCUCGGGGCAGCCAACAGGGGGGAGAAUAAAACAGUUCCAGGGCAUCUCCAUGACAGCGAGCAGCGGGCAGCCUCCAGGCACGAGGACGGGGGUCGCUCUCCCCGCCCGCCCCCCGGAGGGAGCGCCGGCGAAUCCAAGUUCGACUUUUCGGAGAACGCGGAGGUGGAGGGCCUCCCGAUGGGCCCCCCUCCCAAGAAGCCGCCGAGGACCUUCGCCUACGAUAUCUACAAGAACAGCAAGGUGUCCCGGGGCGCGGGCGAGGCUGCGGAGGGCGCGGACAGCCUGGGGGAGAGCUCCGUGUCCAGCAGUGAGAAGCUGAACGCGUCUCCCGAGCCCGUCUACGCCGUGCCGGUCAAGAAGAAGAAAGCGGACAAGAAGCUCGACAUCAAGCCGCCCAUCAGAAGCAACAGCGACCUGACCAAGAGGGAGCUCGUGAAGCCCUCGGUGGCGCCGAAGCCUCCCCACAUCAUGACCAAGGCCAAGAGGGCUUCCAUGGUUGAUCCUCUUUCUUGUCCGGAGAAAGACGAGGAAGCAGCCAUGACGUCAGAGUUCCAGCGCCAGGCGCACAUCCGCUACAGCCUCCGCAGACCCAAGAAGCCUCCUCCGGCGCCCCCUCAGAACCCCGACGCCGACGGGGCGCCGCCGCAGGACCUGGGCGGCAGCAGCGGCGACGUCGCGGGAGCCAGGGCGAACGGCCGCGUCCAUCUGAACGGCUCGUACAACAGCCUCGAGAGCCAGGAGGGGCACCACACCCACCCGAGGAGCCGCACCAGCAGCCCUCACGACCUGAACUCCGGCGCGUCCGACGUCGAGCUCAGCCCGACGUCGAAGUCCUUCUCGAGCGGCCACAGCAUCGGCAGCAGCGACUCGGACCACCUGAAGCCCCCCGUGGCGGCGCUGAGGCUCACGGCCCACUCCACGUACAACCUGCGGACGACGUCUCCGACGGCGGGAGACGACCAGCCGUCCUCCCUCAUCCACUGCCCGACGGCGAGCCCGACGGCGCUGUCGGCUCUCUUCAGGAAGCGGAGCAUGAGUGACGAGACGCUAUACAAGGGUGCCAGGCAUGGUGAGGAGCCGAUUUAUGCCACUCCAAUAUUCCCAAACAACAAAGGUUCUUCUGGACAUUCGAGGCAGAGAGAGCUCCACUACAUGUGUUCCGUCCUUUUCACUGAUGAGGAGGCAGACGGAGGCCGCGAUGGGGCGAGGUGCCGGAGGAACAGCCGCGGAGGAGAGGCUGGAGGAGGAGGAACAGGAGCAGAGUCCUCCGCUGAUGGAAGCAAGAACCGUGCGGGGAUUAUCUCCGUGUGGAAGAGGGAGUUCCGGCAGAGCUGCAGACACGUCCAGAACAAGAUUAAGAAGUCGGUCAUCAGAUAGUCUGAGUUAGUGGGUGGGUGGGAUAGCUUGAAUCAGUGAUGUCAUGGGGGAGACUAGGUAUGGGAUUUAAGAAAAUUGAUUAGUUGUUGCAGCUAAAAUGUAUUUGAGAUUUACACACACACACACACACACACACACACACACACACACACACACACACACACACACACACACACACACACACACACACACACACACACACACACACACACACACACACACACACACACAUAUAUAUAUAAAGAGAAAGAUAAAAGGAGUCAGUGCUAUUGAAUUUAUGCUUCCAAUAUUUUGAAUAUUCAUCUAAUGAUGCUAAUCAUUCAGGUUCCAAUGUGGCUUAUUUUUGCUUGGAAAUCUGUGAUGACCUACAUUGUAUAGUGAUAAAAAAUUAUGUUGUAAGACAUAAUUAGACCAAAGUUAAUGUUAGUGAUUAUGAUAUGAAGAAUCUCUAUGGAUAAUACUCCAGUAGCUGAAAGCAAACACUAUAUUUAUGCACAGUAGAACAGCAUAUUUCGCUUCCUUUGUUAAACGUAAAUUAUUGUCCGUGAGAUGUGCUAGAGGGUUUCUUAAGCAUCUACCUCCAAUAUUGUAUCUACAUAGCCAGUGUGAGGCACGGGGGCUUCUACACCUGGCAUUCAGGACACACUCGUCUCUCUCUCUCUACCUACCUUUAUGCCUUUAACUCAUUACCUUUAAUCCUUCUUGUUUAGUACGAUGGCAGUGAGCCUAGCUGUUCCACCACCUGUAGCUUGGUGAUUGGUUGUGAUACAUGAUAUUAGGGAAGGCUUAUGUGGGAAUUUUUCCCCCUUUUCUCUUAAUUUUUUCUACUUUGAGAUUUUUUUUUUUUUUUUUUUUGGAUAAUUUUUAUUAUUAUUAUUAUUAAUUUUUUUUAAAGAUGAAAAUCAUCCAGGUGAGUGGCACAAGCUACCUGUGAUUCUACAGUGGCUAGGUUUUGUCAUAGUUGAGUAAUACUUUGGAUUGAAGCUUAUACUAAUGAGUAUAGAAAAAAGCAAUGGUACUUAUGGAUUUUUUGAAGAGUCAGGCCAUAAAAUGAGAAGUUAGGUUUUUUAAUGCAACAUCACUCUUUAAUUGUCAAAAUUAGAUUGUUUUUGAGUGAUAUCAUCUUAUAUGCAAUGUAGAAGUUUUAGAAGACCUUUUUUUAUUAUGGCCAUGCUGAUUUUAUAAUUGUAUUUUAGGAUUUUUAUACUGUGUGAAAUGCGAGAAUAGUAUGAGAGUAACAUAAAAAAAUUCUUACAGAACGUGUAUUUCUAAGAUGUCUUAUUGUGAAAUAUGUUUCUCAUUAUAUGAUCUGAUGUGUAUCAUCUGUAAAUACGCUUAAGCAAAAUAAAUUAUGUAAAAUAAUUAUAUUAUCGAUGCUUGACAUUAAAAGAAAUAGUCACAGAUCAUACUUAACCUCUUAGUGUUCAUAUAUAUAUUUUAUUUGUUUAAAGGUAUGAAAAUUGAGUUGAAAUAACAUUACAACUUGUGUAAAGAGUUGAGUACCAUUAAAUUAUUUGUAUUGUUGUUGACUUGAAGAAAUUGUUAUAAAUAUCUGUAUAUACAGGGUAAUAAAGCUUGAUUUUAUUACAUAAGGUGGGAGGUGAAAGACCUGUGCCUGUAGGGAUAAUAAAACAAUAAUUUUUUUA